Drosophila simulans is the source of this 1698-nucleotide messenger RNA. It is a transcript of the gene U3-55K, whose product is annotated as U3 small nucleolar RNA-interacting protein 2. Gene Ontology annotation, molecular function: protein binding; snoRNA binding. The record is from RefSeq and is a predicted model, not a curated record. The coding region runs from base 134 to 1579 and encodes 481 amino acids. The transcript has 5 exons. Gene Ontology annotation, cellular component: small-subunit processome. NCBI's taxonomy places the organism in Eukaryota, Metazoa, Arthropoda, Insecta, Diptera, Drosophilidae.
AACAGCUGAUUUCACAAAAGUACUAAAUUUGGACACGCGCCUUGUUAUAUGCACGUGGGCACGUUUCUUCGUUUAAAUUAAGUUUUUUAUGAGAAAUAUUGAAUUAAAGCCGCGCAACUAGUUACUUUCCACGAUGUCGUCCUCCUUCUUCCUCAAGCCAGGCGCCAAGGGCACAAAGAAGCGCAAGAAUCCCGCAGCAACAACAAAAGGAAAGCCGCUCAAGAAAGGCGGAAAAUCGGCGCCCGCGACGAGUGGACCAGUGCCAAAGAAGCAGCGCCGUCCCAAGGAGGAGGACGAGGAGAUAGCCAGCGACGAUGAGGAGUACAACAGCGAUCUGGGCGGCGAUGGCAACACCUUGGCAUUUUCAUCCGACGAGGGCGAGGAGGAAACGCCGCAGGACAAGCGCCUGCGUCUGGCCAAACAGUAUCUGUCGGAGAUCGAGAAGCAGGAGGCGGAACGCGCCGAGGAUCGGGAGCUGGCCCAGAGCGUGGAGCAGCGCUUGCAAACGGAAUACUUGGAUAGCGUGGGAAAACUGCGCCGGAACAUAGCUGGCAGCCUGAAAGCCUGCGAAUCGAGCGGCAUCCUCAAGCACAAACUCCACCACACGCCCAUCUGUGCCCUGGCACUCAGUCCAGAUGGUAAAUUCCUGUACACCGGGGCCAAAUCGCAGUUCCUACUUAAGUGGUGCACGGAAACGGGGAAGGUGCUGGAGAAAUCCGACGUGCUGUCGCAUCGCGAGGAACCAGAAACGGGCAAGAAAAGGCGCUCGCAUGUCAUCAGCAUAUGCCUGUCCUCCGAUAUGAAGUUUCUGGCCUUGGCCGAAGGUGGUCCACACAUUCAAAUUUGGUGUCCCCAGACGAUGAAGCACAUUAAGACUCUCAAAGGCCACCGGGAUAGUGUAGCAGGUCUGGUCUUUCGCAAAGGCACACAUGACUUGUAUUCGGCGGCCAAGGAUCGGUCGGUGAAAAUCUGGUCCCUGGAUGAGAUGGCCUAUGUGGAGAGUUUAUUCGGUCAUCAAACGGCAGUAACUAGCAUAGAUGCACUGAGUCGAGAGCGCGCCAUAACCGCUGGCGGUUCGGAUUGCUCCUUGCGCAUUUGGAAGAUCACAGAGGAAUCGCAGCUGAUCUACAAUGGACACAAAGACAGCAUUGAGUGCGUUAAGUACAUCAACGAUGAGCAUUUUGUGUCUGGUGGCAUGGAUGGAGCAAUCGGUUUGUGGAGCGCAUUGAAAAAGAAACCCAUUUGCACAACGCAACUGGCGCACGGAGUGGGCGAGAAUGGCGUGGCCAACUGGAUAACCGCUAUUGCUGUGGUGGUCAACACGGAUUUAGUGGCAACAGGCUCUUGUGACGGUUGCGUCCGUCUUUGGCAGACUAAUCCCAACACGCGUAAAAUGCAACUGAUCCAGAGCAUAUCCAUCGCCGGUUUCAUCAACGGACUGGCCUUCAAUGCCGAUGGCAGCAAGCUGUUUGUUGCCACCGGACAGGAGCACCGCCUGGGUCGCUGGUGGCGACUCAAGGAGGCCAAAAACCAAGUAGUUGUAGUCGACGUUAAGUUACAGAGCGCGGCCAGCAGUUAGGUUAACUUCUAAGCUUAAGUAAAGUUGUAUAGUUUUUGUAACAAGAAACGGCCUGAAAAUAUAUACAUAAAGAUCAUUUGUAUCUUCUAGCUGAAAGUUCUUACUUUCAAAAAUAUAAA